Messenger RNA from Orussus abietinus, 3836 nucleotides. It is a transcript of the gene GLS, whose product is annotated as glutaminase kidney isoform, mitochondrial. Lineage: Eukaryota; Metazoa; Arthropoda; Insecta; Hymenoptera; Orussidae. Bases 137 to 2104 code for a protein of 655 amino acids. Gene Ontology annotation, biological process: L-glutamine catabolic process. Gene Ontology annotation, molecular function: glutaminase activity; protein binding. The transcript has 12 exons. The record is from RefSeq and is a predicted model, not a curated record.
GCGUCGAGGCGACGUCACUGCGUCGUCAGAGAAUUGGCAGAACAGUAAUUAAAAAUUGAAAGAGGUGUCCGAUCGGCCGGCUCGAUCGAGGAAUUUAAAGAUAUCCCCGUAAAUUUCUCCGGAAAAGGAUUGAAAAAUGUACAAGGAAGUGGGCAGGUACUGCGCGAGAAUCUCGAAGACGAAAGUCGGGAAGAACGGUCUCAGGAAUUUCUACACCUGCGGACAGAAACGAGCGGCCGUGCCCAUGUCGGUGAAACUUGGCACGGCGAGGUACCUGGACGCAGCUUAUGGAAGUGCCUUGGAAUUAGAUCGCUACCAUACUCGCGAGUACAGCUUCAUUCACGACAGCCACUACAUGUAUGCCAGGGAUCAGGAUCAGGCGAGAAAUGCCGAAGACGUUUUGUUCGACAUGUUCAAGAGCGAGGACACCGGUUUACUUCCAGUUGGAAAAUUUCUGGCCGCCUUAAGGACGACUGGGUUGCGAAAAAACGACCCCAGGCUUCAAGAACUGACGGACAACCUGAAACAGGAGCAUCUCAAAAGUGGAGGCCAUGAAGGGAUCUCCCACGAGACCCAAAAAUUGGACAUGGAGCAAUUUCGAAGGAUCAUCAACCCGAAUAUCGUCCUGAUAUCGAAGGCCUUCAGACACCAGUUCAUCAUCCCCGACUGGUCAGGGUUUACGAAGCACAUCGAGGACUUCUACUGGAAGUGCAAGACCAACACCGAGGGCAAGGUGGCCGCCUACAUCCCCCAGUUGGCCAGGAUGAGUCCGGAUUAUUGGGGUGUGUCAGUUUGCACGAUAGAUGGUCAGAGAUUCAGCAUCGGUGACACGAAUAUUCCGUUUACGCUUCAAAGUUGCAGUAAACCCUUGACUUAUGCGAUCGCCCUGGAAAGGCUGGGCCAGGAAGUGGUUCACCAAUAUGUCGGCCAGGAGCCUUCCGGCAGAAACUUCAACGAACUGGUCCUGGACGAUAACAUGAAGCCGCACAAUCCGAUGAUCAAUGCCGGAGCGAUUCUCGUGUGUUCCCUGCUGAAGACCUUGAUCAAGCCGGAAAUGACCCUUGCCGAGAAGUUCGACUUCACCAUGAACUAUUUCAAGAGAUUAGCCGGAGGCGAAAAUCUCGGAUUUAACAACGCGGUCUUCCUUUCGGAACGCGAGGCCGCCGAUAGGAAUUACGCCCUGGGCUUUUACAUGAGGGAGCAUAAAUGCUACCCGGAAAAGACGAAUCUGCGAGAGAUCAUGGAUUUCUACUUCCAGUGCUGUUCCAUGGAGGCCAAUUGCGAGACAAUGGCCGUUAUGGCUGCUACUUUGGCAAACGGUGGUAUUUGCCCCAUUACCGAGGAAAAGGUCCUGAAACCCGACAGUGUUCGAGAUGUUCUUAGUCUUAUGCACAGCUGCGGCAUGUACGAUUACAGCGGGCAGUUUGCUUUCAAGGUCGGUAUCCCGGCAAAGUCUGGAGUGUCUGGAAGCCUGCUGGUAGUAAUUCCCAACGUGAUGGGCAUCUGCACUUGGUCGCCACCCCUCGAUCAUCUUGGAAACUCUUGCAGAGGCGUCCAGUUCUGCCAAGAGCUCGUAACGGAGUUCAACUUUCACAGGUCACUAGACGGAACUAUUUUCCAAGUGGGAGGAAAAUCGGAAAUCGAGGAGUACGACAAUCUGAAGCAUGCGACCAACAAGAAAGACCCCAGAAGACACAGGUACGAGACGAAAGGAUUGUCCAUCGUCAAUUUGUUAUUCAGUGCCGCGAGCGGUGAUGUCACUGCCAUGCGUAGGCACCGGCUAAGCGGCAUGGACAUGACCCUGUCGGAUUACGAUGGGCGUACGGCCUUGCAUUUGGCAGCUAGCGAAGGACACCUGGACUGCGUCGAGUUCCUCGUAGAGUACUGUGGGGUCCCCCACGACCCCAAGGACAGGUGGGGCAAUACUCCCAUCAGCGAGGCAGAGACCUUCGGGCACACUCAGGUGGUCGAGUACCUGAAGAACUUUGCGAUGUCCCAUAAAACCGAGCAGGAGAACCAAGAUAAUCAGGACGUCAAGCCGACAGAGCCGAAGACCCGCGACACCCCUGAAGAAGUGCCCAGCGGCCAAUCGCCGUUACCUUAAGACACCCUGAAGAGCAAUGUUCGAUAGCCGAUGUAAAAGGAGGAGCCGAGGCGAAGGAACAGCCUGGGGACUGUAGAUUUUCGACAUUCCAUCCAGAGGCUUAGUCCCGUGUUUCUCCUACUUUCUAUCCACCGGUUUGGCAUGCGAUAGUCUUCGGAAUAGAGCUUCCAAGUUAUUUGAAAUUUAGCGACGCCCCAGAAAUUCGGUCUCUCUUUGGAAAUUUCCACAAAAGAAGAUUCCACCGAAUUUUGGGCUUGCGCGUUUGACAGCUUGUUUCGUACAUGUCCCUCUUCAAUGUCACUUUUCGUUUGCUUUGUUCAGGUGUACGGACCGACGUAAGCAUUUCCGUUCUUCGAUAGUCCUGGUGGUUCCUCCUUCGCCGGCCGACAUCGUAAGACGUCGGCGAUCCGAGUCUGUUCAAACACCCACCGGGGUUCAUGUACAUGAUGUAAACUAAGUAACAAUGUCAAUUUUUUUCGGCGAUGCGUCGUGACGCGAUAUCCAAAACGCGUGUAUUUACCCGCCGAUACGGAUACGUCGUUAGGUAGAUGUAGACUCGCCGAUCCGUGGACGAAAGACAAUAAUGAUGCGCCUAGAAGAAGCAUUUUGAGCUGGAGAUCUCCGAAUGUCCACAUUUUUCUACUCGCGGUCGCUCAUUUUCCUCCAACAACUGCCGGACUGAUUUUCGGUUCCAGCUCGGGUGAUACCGAGAACUCCUAUUAUCUCGGCUGAUAAUAAAUCGCAGCUUCCCGCGGGACGAUCGGAUUUUCCAGAUUUUCUCGGAUAAUCCGAAAGGGGAAUCCUCGAAUUUAGGUAGAAUUUUAAUAUCUUUUUCACUCCGUUCGUUGUAAGCGCCGUGCCACGGACUGGAAAAUCUAUCAGGGAAAUAUUGCAAAUGGAUAUUCGCACGCAAAGUGGUUAAUGGACGCCGUGAUAGUACGUAUAUUGCGUCGGAUAUUCUAAAUUUCUUUGAUAUCAGUUUUCGACCGACAACUCUGUCUAGAUUUUAGCCCGUCCUAAGCAACAUUCCUUAAACGACAUUAUGAGAAUUUUAGGUCGCGGUUUGGGAUGCCUGAAAAUGUUCAUCUGCGAAUUGAGGUUUUGCAAUAGUACUGGUAGACCGGGGCAAUUAAUUAUUACACGCGGUAAGACAGAACCAACUGUGAUUCAUGAGAAUAGUCUGUAAACUGCAGAAUUACCUCUCCAUGGUUAAAUAUAAGUAUUCGGAAAGGUGAAUAAUUAUAUUCAAUUUCGAAUUCUUCUGUCGUUCCUCUCGUCGGACAUUGUGCGUUUUCGCUGGUCAAUCUAGAAUUUCGUCGUUUCGUAGUUUAAGUCCAGGUCACUGUUGUAGCACACGAUAAUUAAUAAAUCGUGUUGUUCAGAAGUUUCGACUGACGUUCUGGAAAAUUCAAAUUUCGGAGCGCAUAUCGAUUCGACUCCUAUCGGCUGAUGUCAAAAAUUUGGACGAUUUCUGGCCGUGGCUUGUGCAAAUUUCUUUUGUGUGUCUACAUAUGUGUUUGCUUUACCGGUAAUGUAAGCCUUUGGUAGAAGGCCGCCAGUCAACGGUUAAAUUCGACUUCGCAACAAAUUAGGCGGAAAAAGAGAUGCAUCAUUUCUUUACCCUCCUUGCACUCCUCGAUUUUUAUUUCCCUGCAGAUUAGAGAGCGCAGAUAGUGGGGCAUAUUAAAAAAGAAAAAAAAAAUCGGGGCAUCCCCCAAAUACUAAAUAAUAU